UUCGGCAAGUUAUGCAGGACGCGGCCACUGCCAGCGGCCGCGAGCACACGAGGCUCUUGGAAGAUACCAAUGCGCUCCUCAAGCUCACUGGAUAUGGAGAUCGCGCGUUCCAAAACAUUGACGAACUUGUCAGCAGCAUCUCGUCCAUGUGUGUCGCCCUCUACGAGCGCUUCUUUGAUUUGAUGCUGGACAACGUCAUACGGGAACCACGGUCGUUGGACGACUACAGUCACAAUGCACAGCUCGUCGUGGAUGGCCUAUCCGCGGCUCUUCUCACGGAAGAGCUGCAGCAUGUUACGGGUGUCAAAGUGUGUGGUGGCGACUUCAUUUGCAUCCGCGACCUCGUCCGCGUGUUAACCCAAGUUUACCAGAUGCUGCAUCGACCAAAGUCACGAUUAGGCUCCAGUUGCAGUAGCAGCAAUGACUUGUCCUUGGACGAAACGUUUUACAUCAAGCGUUCAUCCAAGAAGAAGAAGCCAGCGACCAAGAAGGGCACAACAAGCACUAGCAGCGUCAGCGGUCGGAGUAUUGACCCGUCGCUCCAAACCACGAAGAAAUAUGGCCGGUUCGUGCCGCUAGUGGGCUCGUCUCGCGGCAAUAGCUUUGAUGGCCGCGACAGUCGUCGGAAAACACAGUCCAAGGGAGCUGCUCCUCGUGGGGGUGCCAACGAGGCGUCCCCAUCCCAGCCUCGUUCGUCAACCUCGUCCAAGUCGAAAACGAAGCCAUCUUUGCGUUCAGCUCAACCGUCGACGUCCCCACAAUUCGAACCGCCAGUGCCUCGGACGUUGGACUUUGGCAGUGUCUCGUCCGUCUCAUUUGCAGGCUCUCACGAUGAAGAGCUCUCGGGUCUGGAAUUUUCAGACUCCAAUGACCGCCAAGAGCUGUCUGGUGGUCGGUUGAGCCUCGAGCUGUCGAACGCUGCGUGCGAGUUGGCAGUCACAUCGCCACAACACGCUAGCAUGCGUCACGACGACGGAGGGUCUUUGCAUGUCGAUGACCUGGUGCAGGCAUCCAUGGAUUUGACCCCUUCUGCCCAAUCUGGACCAUGUUCACCGCCACUGGUAGCUGCAGAAGCAAAGCCGCCACCGUCCAAACUUCCCUGGGACAAUUAUGAUGAAGAAGAGCCUCGAUCGCCAGAGGCCACGAGAGCUGGGAACUCCACGACCACCACGAUGCAGCCCAAGGCCGCGGCGGUGAAAUCGGUCCAAGAAGCUGCUGCGAAGGUGCGGCCGUUCGUUGGUCCGCGGGCGGUGGUGUCCAACGAUCGCCUCCAACAACGGCGGUACAAGGCGCUGUUGAACGAGCACGUUCAAGAUAUGCGCGUGAAAGAAAUGAAGUUGAACCAGCACAUUGCACGGUCGUUUCAAAACAAAAAGCAUGCCGACCAUAUUGACCGGAUUCGAACCAAGAAGCUCCACGACGAGCUCAAACUGCAGCGCAUUGCGCUGCGCGUCCAGCAAAAGCGCGUGGAAGCGCAGAAUCUCAAGGACACGAUGGAGCAUCUGCUCCAUUUAGAAAAGAUGCGACUCAAGCAAGAGCACGACGAGACCACGGCCACGCUGCAUGCGAUUCAACGCCAACAUGCUGAUCGAGAGCUCGCGUUGGAAAACUAGUGCGUCAAGUUAUGUUGAUGGCUGACAUUGACGGGUGUAACUAUCUACCUGUACAUGUAGCUUUGCCAACCAAAUCGAAUUGGUCAAAGAGCAACGAGAACACGAAGUGCGCGAACGUACGCUCGUGCAACAAGCACACAAACUCGCUUCUGAGCAAAUGAUUCGGGAAUUGAGAAGCAGUCGAGAAAUGGAAGUCGCGGCGUUGAUGGAACAGCGCCGACAUUUAGCCGACGUCCAACAAGUUCGCCAGGAACGGAAGACGGCGCGGUACAUUGAGCAACAGACAAUGGAGACGAUGGAUCUCGCGAAGAAGAAGAUCGAUCCUUUCUAUGCAGCGGCCAUGAAGUCACGGGCCAAGCGACAGCAGAAGGCGGCGCAGGUCGCGCGGAUCUACGGCGGCGGUAGAUAAGGGCGAAAUUUGAAAUGUGUGAAAUAAAAUGAAACGUUAUCCGGA
Molecule: messenger RNA, 2067 nt
Organism: Aphanomyces astaci
Lineage: Eukaryota; Oomycota; Saprolegniomycetes; Saprolegniales; Verrucalvaceae
Exons: 5
Coding region: 12-1613 (533 amino acids)
Source: RefSeq, a predicted model, not a curated record